UUUAGAUUUAAUAAUACAGUUACAUUGAUCUUUCCAAAGGUUCGAAUUUUAUUGCAUUCUAUUCAUAUGGUUGAAUUAAUAAAACUAAUAGCCAAAAUGCAGAAAGUAUUUCUAUUUCUAUAUAUAAGUGCUGAACAAAAAUACUGAGAGUAAACAAGGGAAUGGAUAAGAAUAACCAGAAGAAGUUUGUGCUUGUACAUGGAAUCUGCCAUGGAGCUUGGUGUUGGUACAAGGUGAAAGCCCAGCUGGAGGCUGCUGGUCAUUCUGUGACCGCAGUUGAUCUAGCUGCAUCUGGUGUAAACAUGACUAGCCUGGAUGAGAUUCAGACUUUGAAGGAUUACUGCAAACCGCUGCUCGAGUUUCUGAGCUCACUUGGCUCGGAUGACGAUAAGGUGAUUCUUGUUGCUCAUAGCAUGGGAGGAAUAUCAGCUUCACUUGCUGCUGAUAUCUUCCCUAGUAAAGUUGCUGCUAUUGUCUUUGUGGCAGCUUUUAUGCCCGACAUAAGCAACCCGCCUGCUUACGUUUUCCAAAAGCUGGUCAAAGACGUUACACAAGAGGUAUGGAUGGAUACUGUGUUUGGGAAACCUGAUCGUCCUCUAGAGUUUGCUCUUUUUGGACCAGAGUUCAUGGCCAAGUAUUUGUAUAACCUAUCUCCCCUCCAAGAUUUUGAAUUGGCGAAAAUGUCGGUGAGGGUAAGCCCGUUCAUGACAAACAACCUGGCAGGGACAAUAAGCUUCAGUGAGGACAGGUACGGAUCCGUUACACGUAUAUAUAUCGUAUGCGGAGAGGACGUUGCGGUACCUGUGGAUUACCAGCGUGGGAUGAUCAAUGACUUCCCGGUGAAGGAAGUACUGGAGAUCAAAGAUGCAGAUCAUAUGCCAAUGUUCUCUAAGCCUCAAGAACUCUGUGCUCUUCUCUUGGAGAUUGCAGAUAAAUACGCCUAAAUAAACCUGAGAUCGUUACUGCAAAUUAGUAAUGAAUUUCAACUUCACCACAACAAAAAGCCAUAUGAGAAACAAUAUUUUAGAAGAAUGAUUUAGUAAAUAGAGAUCAUAAGAGAACUAUAAUAAACAUAUUCCUAGACUCUCCAUUGUAUCCCUAUAAAUUUGUACAUCUCUUCUCCAAUAAAGCAUUCACUUUCAAAAACUACAAAUUUUACAAUCUCUCUUUCCAAAAACUUUCCUGCAGAUACUAAAUACUAUGGCCACUUCUCACCUGUG
Arabidopsis thaliana (thale cress) is the source of this 1220-nucleotide messenger RNA. It is a transcript of the gene MES7, whose product is annotated as methyl esterase 7. The coding region runs from base 162 to 944 and encodes 260 amino acids. Gene Ontology annotation, molecular function: methyl salicylate esterase activity; catalytic activity; methyl indole-3-acetate esterase activity. The record is from RefSeq and is marked reviewed. The transcript has 3 exons. Lineage: Eukaryota; Viridiplantae; Streptophyta; Magnoliopsida; Brassicales; Brassicaceae.